This is a messenger RNA of Penicillium alfredii, 615 nucleotides long. RefSeq lists its product as uncharacterized. The record is from RefSeq and is a predicted model, not a curated record. The coding region runs from base 1 to 615 and encodes 204 amino acids. The transcript has 2 exons. NCBI's taxonomy places the organism in Eukaryota, Fungi, Ascomycota, Eurotiomycetes, Eurotiales, Aspergillaceae.
AUGCACAGCAACACAGCAACACACCAAAGCAGCGAGAAUAGCGGACCCAGCGGAAAUGGAAACGCCCUCAUUCGCAGCGAUCUACGCAACUGCAGUGUCAGAAACGCCCGAUUACAGCGCUGCACGCUGGAAAACUGCGUCCUCACUAAUGUGCGUAGUGCGCAGCGGAUACAAGCCUGCCACUCGGCAUUCCACGAUGUGGCCUCGCUUACGCGCAGCGAGUUCGUGGACAGCGUGGUGCGGGACCGCAGUGCCGUGGUCCGUGGGACGGUGAAGAAUUCUGUUGUGCGCGAUGCCAGUACCCUGACGCGGAGUGAUGUUCUCGGAACAACGCUUUCGCAUAGCCAGCUGUCGCGCGCGUGUCUGGAGAAUUGUGAUGCCUCGAAUUGUGUGAUCUCACGCUCCAACUUCAAGGGGAUGGUUCUUAAGUAUGGUGUUUGGGAGAGAGGUCGACUGCUCGAUGCCACGGUGCCUGCCGUUGCGGAAUUGGAUUCCAAAGCCAUUCCAGUUGCCCGAGACACGCGCACGGUUGAUAUUGAUUCGGAUGCUCUCCCUGAUAGCGAGGACUCGGAUCUUUCAGAUGAUCUUGAUUUGCCGCCCCCUUAUAAGCCUUGA